CCCUCAAACUAUCGGGCUGAGAAGUCACGCUGCUGGAGUGAAAGGGGAAAGCUAUCCACUUACAAAGACACCCGAUAUCACUCGCAUGGCGCACGGGUAACCGGAUCAGCUUCGGGCAGAAACGAGGCGGGGUGACGGACUAAAGGAAUCUGAGGUGAAGAAUAAAAACAAUGUCUGUUUCCUCUACUGAAGUGACAGUGGCAGGCGAGAUCAAAAAGGAAAAUGUGAAGUACGCGGAGCCUCUCGAGAGCUCCACGGACAGUCGGGGGCACGUCAAACUCCUGAUUCUGGACACUCCAGUGGCCACCGGGAUGCUCGUCAGGCAGCACCAGACGCAGACCUCUCCACCAGAGCGCAAGAUGCCCACUAUGGACUCUUUGUCUGCGCACACUUCACCCGCAGCAGCAUCGAACUCUUUGGCUUUCUCAGCGGAGCAGGUUGCGUGUGUUUGCGAGGCGCUUCAGCAGGGGGGCAACGUGGAUCGACUCGCCCGGUUUCUUUGGUCUCUCCCGCAGAGCGACUUACUGCGCGGGAAUGAAAGUAUUCUUCGCGCUCAGGCGCUGGUGGCUUUCCACCAGGCGCGUUACCCGGAGCUUUACAGCAUCUUGGAGAGCCACAGUUUCAGCCCCUCGUGCCACUCUGCCCUGCAGGACUUAUGGUACAAAGCCCGGUACACGGAGGCGGAGAAGGCCCGCGGUAGACCACUGGGCGCAGUGGAUAAAUAUCGCCUGCGACGCAAGUUUCCGCUUCCCCGGACCAUCUGGGAUGGAGAGGAGACGGUGUACUGCUUCAAAGAACGCUCAAGGAACGCGCUGAAGGACCUCUAUAAGCAGAACCGGUACCCGUCCCCGGCCGAGAAAAGGAAUCUGGCCAAGGUCACAGGACUGUCCCUCACACAGGUCAGCAACUGGUUCAAAAACAAGAGGCAGAGAGACAGAAACCCGUCAGAGGCGCAGUCCAAAAGUGAGUCAGAUGGAAAUCACAGUACGGAGGAUGAGAGCAGUAAAGGUCGGGAGUCUCUGUCCCCGUGUCCAAUGUCAAUCUGUGCUGAUGGGACCAUAGGCAAUGCAGUUCUUCCUCUCUGUUCUGGAGAUCUGGAGGCCGGGGUCAUUGUCCAGCAGGCUGGAGACAGCAGGACCUCUGUCUCGCCACCAUCCGUCAUCUUUAACAGAGUCUCAAUCAACACUCCCACUUCUGUUUUCCACAAUGGCACCCCUUCAUUUCUUUCCACCACAGGACAUGUCCUCUUCAGUGGCAUGAACUUGGAACUCCAGUCCCUGGUUUGCAGGUCAACGGCAGAUGUGGAAAUGGAUGAUAGAGGACAGGACAAAGGGGUAACUGAAGAUCCUGCACUGGCGUACCCCUUAUUUCACUGCAGUGUGAAUGGGACAGACACAGAGGUGAAAGCAGAGGAUGUAAGGCAGGAUGUGUUGGUCCAGAACCAGACCACGUCCAUUAGCUCCGCCUUUACUGUCACCCCAUCCAAUGGCUUGCAGCUUGAAGGUUACAACUUGGAUCCUGAAGACAAUGGGACCUCGCUGCUUAGUAACAAGGUGGCACUUCCUACCUUGCAACUCUCAUCAUCUUCUUCACCCUCAUCAGUCACACAAGGCGUUGCUGAUGACAGUUCUCCUGCUCCUGCCUCUCUGUGCCACAACCAGGUGGAGAAGCAGGACAGGCUGCAGCUGACCUCUCUUGAGUCCAGCACAGCACUCUACAGUCUAAGUAGCAUUCACACACUGUCUGCUGUGAAGAAGGAACCUUUGGAGACUCCUGGAGGAUACCUUUACCACCUGGGUUACAGUCCUGACCCCACCCACAGCUCCCCCACCAGACUUAACACCAUCAUGACAACCACCCUUCAAGACUACACCACUCUCACAGUGAGUGCAGCCUUACUUGCCCAAACGGACCUUACCAGUGAGUUCAGAGGUCAUGAUGCCCAGAUGACCUCAAACCUAAAUGGAGACUUCCUAUGUGCGGUUUCAGAGGGAGGGAAGGGAGAGAUGAGAGCAGUCGAGGAUGAAGGGGGGAAACAACUGACAAAACUAAAAACAGUGCAUAUAGAGGAAGAGAUGACUGACCUCUGAAUGUGGAGAAGUGGAGAAGGAGGUAAAAUACUUUUUUUUACAGAAAAUCACAACAUUAUUUUUUAACAACAGUUUUUUUUAUGUUUUCAGACUCUAAAUGUUUUGUAUUAUUCUGAAUUAUUUUCAGAUGUGUUAUUCUGAAUUAUUUUGGCAAAUUUGUCUUGAUUUGGAGAAUCUAUGCAAAGUCAUAUUUGAAUAUUUUGAAGUUUUUGAAAGUGUUUUUUCCCCCCUCUUUCUCUCUCUUUCCACACACAGAUAUCUUUGUACUCUAUAAGUUAUUGUGUAUAACAAGGGUAUUCAAACUGGGGAACAGGAAUCCUCAGAGGUACACAUGAGAUUACUAGGGGGGUCCAUGGAAAAAAUUAACAAAAAUAUAGUAAUAUAAAUCAAUAAAUCAAUAAAUCAAUAAUUGACAUCAUUAUUGUUUAAUUCUGGCUGAAAAUCCAGAGAUUAAUUACAAUUAAUAAUUUUAUAAAAAAGACUCGGUAACAUAAAAGAAACAGAGUAACAUAAAAGAAACCUUUAUGAAAAAUAUUUUUCAGAUAAUAUUAUAAAAAAACACUUAAAAUAUAAUUUAUUUUUCACAGGAGAAACUGGGUCUUUACACACAAACAUAUGUAACUUCCUUUUGUAUUUUAGGAAUGGGCUCCCUUGGAAGGGAAUAAUCAUUUGGGAGUCCAUGGUAUCAAAAAGUUUGAAAACCUCUGGUAUGUAAAAGAAAAAUAUAUUUUUUCAUGUUUGCCUCCACAUCACUUCCAUCAAUCAUUUUAUACUAAGUGUUUACAUGAAUUUUUGAGCUACAGGUACUUGACAGAUUUCAUUUUCUCUCUGUCGCUCGCUUUAUCUCUCUAUCUCUCUUUCUCUCACAGUGGGGAGUGUGGACGUAUGUGUGUUUUAUGAGAGUCACCUGCUAGUUUCUGCCAAGAAGAGUUGAGUUUAGCAGACAGGUGGAUGUCUGGUCAUGUGUCAUCUGACUCAAACCUUAAAGGUCACCCACCAUGGAAACACACAUGCACAGACACACUUUAUUCCCAUUCCAAAAAUACAAAAUCUAUGACAAUCUUUGUGGCAUUGCCAUAAUCAUUACAUUGGCUACAGCUUCCAGUUACAUUAAUAAUAGGCAAGAAAUAUGCAGAUAAUAUUGUAGACGGACAACACAUAUAUCAAUACAAAUACACAAUGUUUGCUUAUACAAACUAAGGGAUGAGUCAGAAUGGUUGGUAAUCGACUGCUUGUCACAGAUGCUGUAACAGAUGUUGUACGACUGUCAAAGUUUAGGGUAUUAUCUGUGCACAAAAUAUGCUAAGCACUACUUGUUAAUUUGACAUGCAAACCGUUUUGAGAAAUAUGGGAUAUAUAUUUAAAAUAGUGAAAUUAACUGUUUUCCUGAAGGAUUUGAUUAAACUCACCAUCCGGGUGUUGCAAUGGUG
Messenger RNA from Carassius gibelio (silver crucian carp), 3520 nucleotides. Its product is annotated as homeobox protein SIX4-like. The record is from RefSeq and is a predicted model, not a curated record. The transcript has 3 exons. The coding region runs from base 171 to 2090 and encodes 639 amino acids. Gene Ontology annotation, cellular component: transcription regulator complex; nucleus. Gene Ontology annotation, biological process: regulation of transcription by RNA polymerase II. NCBI's taxonomy places the organism in Eukaryota, Metazoa, Chordata, Actinopteri, Cypriniformes, Cyprinidae. Gene Ontology annotation, molecular function: DNA-binding transcription factor activity, RNA polymerase II-specific; RNA polymerase II cis-regulatory region sequence-specific DNA binding.